Messenger RNA from Kogia breviceps (pygmy sperm whale), 1743 nucleotides. Lineage: Eukaryota; Metazoa; Chordata; Mammalia; Artiodactyla; Physeteridae. The record is from RefSeq and is a predicted model, not a curated record.
CCUCUCCCACUCCAUCACUCCAUCCCUCCCCAACCCUUCCAUCUCCCCUUCUCUGUCCUCUCUCUGUCCCUUCGUCCCCUCUGUGCUCCCCUCCCCCUGUAUCACUCUGUCCCUUUCUUUACCCCUCCAUCUAUCUGUCUCCCUCUCUCGCUGCUCCCUCCAUCACUCCGUCCCUCCCCGUCUCUCCAUCUUUCUAUCCCUCCUCAGGCUCUUUAUUCCCCCGGUGCCUCAGUCUCUGCCUCUGUCAUUUUGUUUCUUCCUCUGCCCCUCUCCCAGUCAUGGAUGGGUUGCCCCCCUCUCCAGCCCUCUCUCCGGCUGCUAAUGAGCAAGACGAGCCUUUGAGGUGGCCAGACCUGGGGUGGGGGGUGGGCCUCCCCGAGGGGGGCGGAGGGGGCAGCUGCUGCGAAGGCCCUAAUGAGGCCCCCUCUGGGCCCCUCCCGCUGUGAUCUUAAUUCCUCCUUCUCCCUGGAGCCGCCGCUAAUUGGCCUGGGGCGGGCCCCCUCCUGGUUCAUGCUCUAUCCCCGGGAGGCAAAGACACCUGGAUCCCUGGGUCCUGAUCCCACACCUGUGGCCCUGUCCUUCUGUCCCUCCCUCCACCCGCCUCUCAGCCUGCCGUCUGCGCUUCCCUCCCGGCUUCCCUCUCCUCUCUGUGUUCCCCCCUCCACCUGACUCUAGGUGCCCCAUCCGUGCACCCCUCCACCCCUCCACUUGCCCCUCUCCUCUCUGUUCCUCUGUCCCUCUUUCGGCCGGCUUCUUGGUCCCCCAGCUGCGCAGAUCUUCAUGUCUCCCCUUUGCUUCUGUUUUCCUGUCCCUUCCUCCACCUUCCUCUGGGCACCCCUUUCGUGCGCCCUUCCACGCACGCCCCUGCUACUGGGUCCCAUCACCACCGCCAUCCCUAUCUGGGGACCCAGCUUUGCCCUGGCCUGGCCCUCCGCCCCGACUCCCGCCGGCUUUUAACCCUGUCCCCGCCGCAGCCAUGUCCAACAACAUGGCCAAGAUAGCGGAGGCCCGGAAGACGGUGGAACAGCUGAAGCUGGAGGUGAACAUCGACCGCAUGAAGGUGUCACAGGCGGCGGCCGAGCUCCUGGCCUUCUGCGAGACUCACGCCAAAGACGACCCGUUGGUGACGCCGGUACCCGCCGCAGAGAACCCCUUCCGCGACAAGCGCCUCUUUUGCGUCCUGCUCUGAGCCCUCGCGACAGCUUACCCUCCCCUGGCAAACCUCAGAAAGCAGCUGGCUACUUGUAUGACACCCAUUUUUCAGAUGAGGAAACUGAGCCAAAGGUGGCUAGGAGAUAAUGGGGUGAAGACUGGACUCCAGCGCUCCCUGAACCUCUCAGCUGGCCUCUCUUCUCUCCUCCCUCCUGGGUUGGGGGUUCUUAGAAGCCCCAGUGUCCACCUUUCUCACCCCCUGAAUGAUUCCACCCCGUUUUUCCACAUCUAGUUAGUCCCUGACACAGGCCCCCCUCUCCUUAAGCACUGAACUUUUCUCUGUUCAUUUAUUCAUUCUUUCAAACACUCCUGGCCCUGUGCUGGUUGAAACUGGGGACACGGCCAUGACUGAGACAGUCCUGGCCCUGGGCUCCUAGGGCUCAGAAUCCAGUGGGAGAGACAGACCUGUCCCCAGAUAGUGAUGAUUCAGAGUGGGCAAGCCUGGGAUGGGGGAAUUCAGAGGGAAUGCCUGACUCAGCUUGCAGGUCAGGGAGGGCUUCCUGGAGGAGGGAACAUCUGAGCUGGGACAUG